AUCGGGGGCGGGUCCCACGAUGGAGCAACUGAAUUUUAAAAAAAAGGGAGGGUAAGGGGGCUUUAUUAAGAAACAGUGAAGGAAACAAUUUUCCAGUGACGGUUUGUUUUCUCUCUCGCGGCUGCCAUUGCUGUUUCGGUCUCCCCUGAAUGCCUUAAUCAGUGUUCAGGGCACUUCUUCUUCUCGGAAAAUUGUCGCGAUUUAUGAGCGGAGGAGCGAGGGAUUGACAGGUGAUGGUGGAUUAAAAUGGAUACAAGUUGCAUUCCUUCAACAUUGCACACGAAAAUGAAGGAAAAUGAGUCUGGCACUUGACUUUUGCCACCCGAUUGUAACUAUUGGAUUUCUGGGAACUAAUCUCCCUUGGAAGGCAAAUCCUCUGGUGAUCCUCUGAGAAAAUUGCGCUUGGCUUGCAUUGCUGUCAUUUUCAAUUGUAUGAGAUUCUAUAAAAUGGCAGUGGCGAUUGAUCAACAUCAUGGAUUCAAGCCGUUUAGAUCAUCUCAGAGAUGCAGACUCCAAUCCUUCACUCAACUCGAUCACAAACUUCUCGAACUUAACCAAACCAAUCUUGCACACUCGCUAAAAGAAGCAUUUCAAGUUGCCAAUUUCCACCGGAGCUUCUCCACGCCAUGCCUUUCCCUAGCCACUAAGGUGGAGGAAGAGUUCGACACCACUCCUAGAAUUGAGAUUAUUGGUGGCCGUGGAGUCGCGAGGGUGCGUGCUCUUGUGGUUGAAGUUGCCAUAGCUAUAGCCUCAGGAAUGGAUCCAUUGCCAGUGUCUAGUGGACUAGGUGGCGCUUACUUCUUGCGUGGGAGGAAUGGUGAUAAUGUUGCUGUGGCAAAGCCUAUUGAUGAAGAACCCUUAGCCUUCAAUAACCCAAAAGGCUUUGGGGGUCUGAUGUUGGGCCAACCUGGCUUAAAACGCUCUGUGCGUGUAGGAGAAACAGGCAUCCGAGAACUGGCUGCUUAUCUGCUUGACCAUGAUGGGUUUGCAGGUGUUCCACCAACAGCUCUGGUGAAGAUUUCUCAUGUUGCAUUCCACAUUAGAGAUGAAUCAGCUAUUCCAGCCACACCCUAUAAGAUUGCCUCACUUCAAUGCUUCGUAGAUCAUGAUUUUGACGCAGGGGAAUUGGGUCCUUCAGGCUUCUCAGUGGCUUCAGUUCAUCGGAUUGGGAUUUUUGAUGUAAGACUCCUGAAUCUUGAUCGGCAUGCCGGAAACAUACUUAUCAAGAAACAUGACCAGCAUGAGAAUUAUUCAGUUGGGGCUGCUGAGCUUGUGCCUAUAGAUCAUGGGCUCUGCCUGCCUGAGUGGCUAGAUGAUCCUUAUUUUGAGUGGCAGCACUGGCCACAGGCCUCGGUUCCAUUUUCAGAAUUCGAAUUGGAGUACAUAUCAAACCUUGAUGCUUUCAAAGAUGCAGAGCUUUUAAGAAAGGAGGUUCCUUCUUUAAGGGAAUCAUCCAUUCGGGUAUUUGUCCUUUGCACCAUUUUCUUGACGCGAGCUGCUGCUGCUGGGCACUGCCUUUCUGACAUAGGUGAAAUGAUGACUAGGGAGUUUUGUGGUGGAGAAGAAAACGUAAGUGUACUAGAAAAUCUGUGUGCAGAAGCUAAAGCAACCCUGCGUAAUUCAUCCAUUGAUGAGACAAACGAUCAUGAUCAAAGGAUAGAAGAAAGUGAAGAAGAUUUUGAAAUAUUUCAAUUUGACAACGAUGUUGAAGACACUUCUAAACUUCAGAAGCCUAAAGUGAUGGGUAAACCACCCAAAAUUCCACGGUUCUCUUCGGUUAAGUCAAUGCCUGGUUUGCAUGAUGCCACCUUGUCUCCACUAUAUGAGGAGAAUGACAAUAACCAUGACAUUGAAGGUAAUGAUGAUUUGGAUACUAAGAGCGUCAAAGGAAAUGGUAACGGUGACAAAGUCGGGGCACUGACUAGGAGCAUGAGUUAUGCAGUGCAGAACUACAACAAUAGUGAAACUGGAUUCAUCACUUUUGGAGACAUGAGUGAGGGUGAAUGGGAAAUCUUCUUGGAGAAUUUUGAGAAACUUUUGCCUGAGGUUUUCGAGGGCACAAAGUGCAUGGGUUUGAAGCAAAGGUUGGGAACUUCUUGCGAGUUCUGAGAAAUAUCUGAAGAAACAAAUAUGGGAACGGGAAUGUUGCUUGCUUGUAUCUAAGACUGGAGAAACUGUACAUUACUGCCCAAAUUGUUUAAGUACAUAAUAGCCUUGUAGAUGCAUAUAUGUAGACGGUCAUUAGGGCGCGAUGGAAAAGCGAUUAGGCAAAAUGUGCCAUCCUUUCCUUUUCUCUUGUUUUCAUUCUUUUAUAUGUUGGUUGUACACUAAUUAACCUGUUGCUAUGCACAUGGUGAAUUUGUAUAGAUUAUUCUGAGACAAUUACAUUGCUACUGUUCUUGAAUCGAAAUAGCAUACGAGAAUGAAUCAAUAAUUGUUAGUGGUAGAGCAAGCUAGAACUUCAAAUCAACACAGUCUUUGAUAGUAUCUGCUUCUUGUUUAGAACAAUAAUGUGAUGGAUUGAGUUAUACAAAGAUGAAUACAUAAAUUUGUAUAGACUUUUAAGCAUAGACUUAAGUCUUUGCUUAGUCUGAUUGGAAUUCAGAAGACUGAUAAUGUGCUCUCUUACCGGUCGAAAUCUCGCAAAAGUCUCUAUUACAGACCAAAGCUAGAUUACAAUUACAAAGAUGGUUCAAACCUUCAACUGAAAAGACAAACGUAAUAGCUAGCAUAAUAGGAACCCCAUGUCAAAUUCUCCGACUGUUGUUGCUGCAGCUUGUCUACACUUGAUUCUUUUAUAUAAACCAUAACAACACAGCAAAGAGAAGAGGAGAAGAGAGUCGAACAGUAGUUAACGAUUAUGAUGUCCGUCUUUUGAACUAGUACUGCCGGAAACACCAGUCAUGGCAUGUUCCAGAAUACGAUUACCACCAUGUUUAGUGGUAGUAGUAGUACUUGGGAUAAAAUGAUAUUGAUUGCCAAAUAUGUUGUUGGAGUAAUUUUUCACCUCUUGAUCAACUACAAACUUCCUGGCAUCAGCGGCUUCAAUGAUUAAUAAAAGUAUUACUGACAUUCCAGCAGCAAGGACCAGGAGAUGAAUUGGCUUCAUGCUGC
Molecule: messenger RNA, 3114 nt
Organism: Tripterygium wilfordii
Lineage: Eukaryota; Viridiplantae; Streptophyta; Magnoliopsida; Celastrales; Celastraceae
Product: phosphatidylinositol 4-kinase gamma 8-like
Exons: 4
Coding region: 433-2109 (558 amino acids)
Source: RefSeq, a predicted model, not a curated record